Pelagomonas calceolata is the source of this 1199-nucleotide messenger RNA. NCBI's taxonomy places the organism in Eukaryota, Pelagophyceae, Pelagomonadales, Pelagomonadaceae. The record is from the annotation of a GenBank genome assembly.
AUGGACGACGGCGGCGUGCUGCUCGAGAAGCUCGGCAGCGACGUCGAACGCUUAACCAAUGAUAAAACAUUGGAGGAGACGGAGGACAUGGCCGCCCUCGAGAACCUGAGCGAGGCGACGAUGCUCGAGUGUUUGAGGCGGAGGUACCGACGAGAUCGCAUUUAUAGUUCUCUCGGAGGGGUGGUCGUCGCGAUAAACCCGUUCCGGAAAAUUGAGCGGUUGUAUGACGAUGGGUAUGCGCGCUUCGGCGCCGGCGACGAUGCGAAUUUGUUGAAGCCGCACCCUUAUGCUCUAGCCGAAUCGGCGGUCCGAGGCGUCGUGAGAGAUAGGACCUCCCAAUCUUUGUUGGUGAUCGUCGAGGGACGCCGGGGCUUUGCAACGGUGCCACGAGCUGCUUGCCUAAUUCAGAGUGCUGUUUAUUUUUUCCCUGGGACUCGUCGUACUAGAAGUAGUCUCGUACCGGUAGCCAUCAGAGAGAGAGAGCCACUUAUUGAGCCAUCCGCUAGCGGUCUGUAAGACACUAGGGAUGCUGGCAAUUAUUAGCGCUCGUGACUCUCGGCUUUGUUGCCUCUGGCACGAGCCGUCAAUGUGAGGCGCAGUGCGUAGCUUCGCAGCCUUUUCGUGCAGGAUUACGACGUCGCGCUGCGUUUAUUAGCAUUCACAGUUUCGGCCCUCCAGCCAGCGCCGGCUGUACGUCGCACGCUACCGAGACGGCCAGCUACGCCGCGAUGGCGCACGACAUGUAUUAGACCUCGCACAAGAACCGCUUUGCCCCGACGAUUGGGCCGCUCGGGUUACUGCACAAGGAUUACGAGCGGGACGCGUCGCGGAGCGGGGCGGCCUACGAAUUAACCACGACCGUGUGGAAAUCAAGCAGUGAAUUCGGUUAUCUUGAGAAUUAUCGCGGAGAACUUCGUCAACCUGAACGCCAUCGAGCAGACGCAGGAAUGUAGGCAACCUCGCGUCGAUGGCGUGGAAUCUACACACCAUCGAACAUACAGUUAAGGGGACGACGUCGCAUCGAUGGCGUGGGGCGUCCAAAUUUUGAUUUCUACACAGGCCUACGCAGGACAUUUCCUUAGAACGGAGAACUACGGCGUGCGGCCUUCGACCAGGACAUCGAGUUAGGACAUUUCCUUAGAACGGAGAACUACGGCGUCGGCCUUCGACCAGGACAUCGAGCCGAGAACUACGAAUAA